CUUUUGAACACACAACAUGCAUGUUAAGACCACAAUGAAAUCUGUUUGCGUACCACGACGUUGCGGACUUUGUGGUUUUGAGCUUCAACUUGGCGACAACAUUGUUGCAGUGCGGCGGUCCGACAUCAAAACAUCUCAACCUUACAAGUACAGCAUUGUGGGCUUUACCGACAGUGUUCUGGGCAUCGAUUAUGUCCAGUGUCUUGGGAGAUGUCAUCACGAUGAGCAGAGAGCUGGCUGUCAUGUUGACUGUAUCGAGAUCACGCCCGAUUUUACACUCGCAAAGGUUCUUGAAGUGACCACACCUGCAUUCGAGCCCCCCGUACUCGCAGACAAACGACGCAUCCGCUGGUUUCAGUCCCGUUUAGCUGGAAUACUCGAAACAACGACCCGCCAUCUUCCUCAUUUACCGGAGGAAGUCCGUCAUAAUAUUGCAGCAUGGGCCCUAGACCAUCGACUGACCCGUCGUCGCUUGGUCAUUGAUUGUGUCAACAAAAGAUGUGCGGAGAAAAUGAGCGCUGUUUUGUCCGUCAAGACUUCGGAGAAGAUUUAUGCCAGACACGUCGAAUUUGAGGGCGUCCAAUACAUUGCCUACUUGACGAAUGCAGCCAGCGACGACAAAGACAUUCUUUUGUUCGAUCCGACUUCGCCAACAUCCAUCAAUAGCUUGUUUGUCGCAAACGAUCAUCUUGGUGUCCGGCAGCUGUUGUUUACCGAUUCUUCAAAACAAUGCACCAUCGAACAAGAAGUGGGCGUUUGGUGGAGAGCAUUGAAACUGGAAAGCCUCGGUGGCCGUAUCCAGUACCACAGUGAUGGACUGAAAUUGCGCGACCUCAAAGGUGAAACAAUGGUGUUACCAAAAGACUGUUGGGGCGUUCCACAACUUGCACCCGAGUGUGUUCGGUUUGAAAGCAUAUGGAAUGCAGAGCCGAGCUACCACAUGUCGGUUGAAUCUUGUAACGAUCCUCAGACCACAGCCUACUCACUAUGCUGGAACUCACAAAUCGUCAUGCUGCAUGCACACUACGUCAAAGAGAACCUUGACUUUUAUCAAAGCUUACGAACCACGGACGAAACUGCUAUAUGGCAAUACAUGCCACUUCAUGCAGACGAGGUAUUGACAGAAAUUUGGAAAUUCAAUGGGCCAUUCAGAAGUGCAAUUGGAUUACUGUUAGUCACAAACCAGGGCCGCUCGGAAUUCCUAGGGGUGCAGCCUCGGCCAAACUGGAGCCAAUCCGAGUGGACUCUUCUUGACUUGCCGAGCGACACCACGAGCCGCAUUUAUGUCGAAACAACAACUUACGGUGUGCGGAGGUUAGGCUUCGAGACACCUCGGCCUGAGCGGCGAGCCCAAGUACCCAGUUUUGAGCGGCCAACCUCAUCGUAUCCGAUCUUUCGUCAUGGCGAGUACUAUGCCUGGAACAAAGCCAAACUCAACGAAGUAGUUGAGAUUGUCCCAUGUCGACGCCAUCAUAGAGGAAGGGUUAUCACCAUCGGACUUCUACUACAUUAUACCGACGGAAACUCAGCUUGUGUUGGUCAAAUCAGACUCGACUGCUUAGGAGAGGCUUCAAGUGUUGAUCCUGCUUGUAAGCUAUGGCUGGGAUUUUGGCUCACGGAUGACGGGCCUUGUGUAUCCAAUGCUGUCUUGGCCCAAGAGCAACCGACACUACCUGAUUGUGAGAGUUGGUUUCUGGUGGACUGGUGCGACAACCUAGAAUGGUGGUUUUCUAACAGGCAAUGUCAGUUGUCUUACCAAGGGCGUCUCAGCCCCGAAACAACUGAACUGGGGAGGAGCAGGGUUUGAAAAGCGUGGAUGGACAUAACAUCAAAGCGUCCUUUUUGGACAGCCGACGGGAUGACGGACGAUAUCGAGUUAGGUAAGCUGUGUCCUCACGAAGGGAAACCAGGCUGAGCGGCGGCUGGCGGGCCAAUAGGGUUCCAUGGACGCAUGCAUGUGAGGGGAGUUGGGGGCUGCAGACUGUGCCCCUAAAAAGUACUGCUGUUCCUUAAUCACCAACAUUUAUCAGGACCCAAGUGUCAGCCCUCACCACCAGGCAUCAUCGUAAACGGCUCACCCACUGUAGUUCUUUCAUUCCUAGGGCCAUUUCCUGCGUUCACGCGUCAUACCCUCGAGACCUUACCUACGCAUCGAGAGCAUAACAAUGGAGACUUCAUGCAGGUAGGCGUUGGCCGACGAAGUGACAGUCCAACCGAUCUGCGUGAUUAUGCCUCAGGACAGGAUAACCCAUGUCAGGCAGCCUGAUCAUCAUGGACUGAUUCAUUGUUAACGCGCUGCUCACUACAUGGCACCCAGCCACAUGCGCAGUACUUUCUUGACCAGCAGGCAGCAACGGCAAGGGGUUAAAAAGGGGUUUUCGGCUUUGUGGACAUCCUGAGUAUGAUUGGUUGUUGAUGGACUGUCAAUCUGAAUUAGAUCAUUUGUCACCAAACGGGUGUUGUGCUCGCAGAUCAAGUAUUUAGCCUUGUCAACUCUCUUUUCCUGUAUGCAGACCAUCUAAAGCCGAAGGCUUUCCAACAAUGACAGUCCAAAUCCCAACCCGUUCAGCUCCCUGAUACUUGGAUGUUUCCUCAAGGUUCUGGCCAUGGUUGACUGAGCUGAGCAUUUCGAUUCACAGUAGUAAGGCUAAAAGACGCUAUGGAUUCAUAAGUGGGUGUGUGCGGCUAGGGCUGCUCACAGGCGCUCAGCGACGGAAGACCUCAGAUGAUGGUGUGCAGUGAGUUCUGUCACCUGCGUCUGGACUUUCGCGCCCCCUGGAGAGCAAUUUAUCUGAGCCCAGACAGACAGGUCAUGUAGACAAGGGUUUCCAAGCCGGAUGUCUCCCCGAACGCAAGGAUGUGUGGAGAGCCAUUGUGGAGGAGCGGAUCAGGUAUGAGCCCCUGUUCGUCCGGGUUUGUGGCUGAUUUGCAGCCAAAGCUAGAAAUAACUGGUGCUCAAGGAACUAUUUAAUUAUAUAACACGCUUAAGUACGGCGUAACUAAGACUUUAUUGUAAAAUUGUUUUUUUUUAUCUCUAGCCUGUUAAUUACUUAAUUAGUUAGUUACAGUAGUACUGCAAAGUCUUAACUAACAGUUAUAUCGACAUGGAUGCCAGGCGCUGUGGCGACAAGAUACGACUGUGUCGUUACGCACCAAACCAGAAUGUGGACUUGGCAAAGAAGCAAUCACAUUACACGUCCAUGCAUGGACCUUCCGUUGGAAUGCUAGUUACGUAGCCCACAAU
Messenger RNA from Colletotrichum destructivum, 3244 nucleotides. RefSeq lists its product as uncharacterized. The transcript is spliced from 5 exons. The record is from RefSeq and is a predicted model, not a curated record. Bases 17 to 1807 code for a protein of 596 amino acids. Lineage: Eukaryota; Fungi; Ascomycota; Sordariomycetes; Glomerellales; Glomerellaceae.